AGUACCAACUUGUCACCCUCAUCCUCAUUCAAGCCACGUUACGCUUCAAGCGAAGUCGUCAUUGCCCUCAUCAGGCUCUUCCCAUCAGCUCCGCUGUAAUUCAAUCGUUCAACGUUUGAGUAGCGUUUCCUACACGUCAAGAAUCGUUCACUCAACUCAACUCAAUCAAGCAUCUCGCGUCCCGACGUCCUAUCUGAGCCGAUGCUUCUUUCCAGCUCGAUAAUGCAGCGCGCAUUUCGAGGAGAGUUCUCCCAAGUUUUAUCCGCCGGGGUUCUGCUGCUUCUGGUGUGCAUAAUCCCGGACCUUGGGUCUCUGCACGUGGCGAGGGCGACGGACUCUAGAUUAUCUUUCGCCAGCAAGACGACGGUUCGCGAAGGCGCGCUGAGGUCGAAACGGAGUAACCACUUCAUCUUUCUUCGCCGGCGCCUUGCGGCUGAUCACGUCGUGCCAGACGACGUUACGAUUGGGACAGUUUCGCCAGAUGAUGUUACCGUUACAAUGAAGAGGGGCGACAAAGCAGAGGCUGAAGGCCGCGCUACAGGCAACACACUGCCCUCGUACUCUACGGACGGUGCGACGUCGUCUAGCGAUGACCGCGAUAGUCGCGAACGGGCGGGCGACUCAAACGAAGUCAGCGUGCGACGGAGUCUGACUUUCGCAAGCCUGCGAACUCAGCAGCUGGGGCGACUAGUGGUCGAGAGAAGCGGGAAAACGAUUUUCUUGAAGCGGGCCAAUAGCGGGGUGAAAUCGGACGGCUCGGAACGGAAAACGUCAAAAUCUGACGGGAAAGCAGUGACGGGAGGAAGCUUCAUUGGCAGAGUCGUGCACGAACUCCUUGCGGGGUCGUCGUUGAAACGCGGCGACGAAACGAAGAGAAACCAACAGGAAAAUAGGCCUGGGAGUGCCCCUAACAGUGCUAGUACUACUACAAGUAGCACUCCUAACCAACCAAAGGCGGCAUCAGAUAACGUGCAUGCGGCGCAAACGCGGGCGGCAUGGGAGGACGACGACGACUACGAGCCGGCUGCUAUAGUGGGGCGAAAGCAGGAGUGAUAGGACUCUUGAGACGACUCAAAGAUCAUAUGCUACAGGGCGGAAGCAGGAGAGAUAGAAGGAGAGAUAGGAGGAAGAAGGGCGCGGGGAAUCUUUUGAGUGGACUCAAGGUGUGCGGAAACAUGGGCUGCAUGGGAAGGCGACGACGACGACGACGACUACGAGCCGGCUGUUACAGGAGGGCGGAAGAAGGAGAGGUAGGAGGAAGAGGUAGGAGGACGGCGCAGGGAAGCUUUUGAGUGGACUCAAGUGCGUGGGAACCCGGGCCGCAUGGGAAGGCGACGACGACGACGACGACGACGACGACUACGAGCCAGCUGUUACAGGAGGGCGGAAGCAGGAGAGGUAGGAGGAACGACGACGCCAGGAAGGAUGGAGGAGGGAACAGAGAGAGGUGUCGAAGUGGGACGUGUGGUAUCGAGAGGUUUCGUCACCAGCCGGAAGCAGCACAAGAGAACGUGCGUGCGGCGGACGGCCGCAUGGGAAGACGAUGUUGAAUACGAGCCGGCUGUUACAGUAGGGCGGAAGCAUGAGAAUAUGGAGAGGGAUAAGCAUGAGAGAUAUGAAGGACGACGAAGGAAGGAGGGAGGAGGGCAUGUUGAGGGAGCCAUGGAAGGAAGGGAGGUUGGUGUGCCUUCCUCUCCAUCUUCCCUCCUCCAUUCUCCCUUGGUGGGAGUUGGCGUGGGAGAAGGAUUUCGCGAGCGACCAUCUCGCACAGAAACCCUAAAGAACAGCGCGCCAGGGAGGCAUGCUAUACGCGCUAGUGCAAAGCUGGUCUUCAAUCGAGGCACAGUUUUUUUGUGGAUGUUGGUGAUCCCAAUAUGGCUCCUUGGCCCAUAAGGACAUGGGAAUAAGGCCAGCCAUGAGUGAACCACUACCCCUUCCAAUCUCCCUCUAGGUCCAAAUAGAACAGCUUUUCACAU
Closterium sp. NIES-67 is the source of this 1976-nucleotide messenger RNA. The record is from the annotation of a GenBank genome assembly. Lineage: Eukaryota; Viridiplantae; Streptophyta; Zygnematophyceae; Desmidiales; Closteriaceae.